ACCAUGGCGACAUCAUCGCAGCUGGCUACGUGGAUAACUUCGCCACCGUCUCACUCAGUCCAGAAGUUGCCGCCGCUUCGUGCCAGGCCAUUCGAGACGUGCUGGUUGCGAGGGGCUUACCUGUAGAAGAGUUCGCCCCCGCGGCGCAGCGCGUCACCUUCACUGGCCUCGACAUCCUGGGCGACGUCGGCGUCAUCAGGUGCAAGGUGGACCGGUUGUCUCGGUUGCGCCAGGCCCUACUUGGGCUACUCAGACGUGGCUUCGCAUCUCCGCUUGCGUUGUCCGCCGUAGUCGGGCACUGCACCUGGGGGAUGAUCGCCAACAGGCCCAUGCUCUCCAUCUUCCACGCAGUCUACCGCUUCAUGGGUCAGGACUCGCGUCGGGCUUUGCCGCUGUGGCCGUCAGUCGUCUCUGAGCUCCGUGCCGCUGCUUCCCUCAUCCCGUUGUGGUGGGCUGAUGUCAGGGCAGAGUGGGCGGCCACCACCUUUUGCAGCGACGCCUCUCCAUACGGCAUUGGCGUUUGUCGCAAGUUCGUGGAACAAGAGGUCGUUGCUGCCGCAGGUCGACUGUCCGAGAAAUGGCGCUACCGCUUCUCCGAUGCCGUGCACGCCCGCGCCCACGCUCUGGGAGUCGACCCGAACGUCGUGUUGGAAGCUGCCGUGAGCAAAAGAGGCCUCAAAGACUGCGAGCAGUGCCCGAGGCCUCCCGAGGCCCAAAGCAAGCCCUCGCCCACCGCAUCAUCAUCACCUCGAGGGCUCGACGAGAUUUCGCUGGACGGCUUCGACGAGGUUCCCGACUCGAUCACGGCUUCCGACGGCUGGAGCACCAAGCGGCUGCACCCCGAGUUUCGGCGCCAGCGAGCCACGACCGUGACGGAGCAGAGGACCAAGACGCAUCCAGGACCACAACGGCUCGGGCGGGGUGCGCUCUCGGUCCUCGAGUCAGCUGCCGUGUCGGACACAACCAUGGCCAACUACUGGGGCGCCGCCAAGAAGUUCGAGGAGUGGUGCCGCUGGACGUCCCAGACCUUCACCACGGCGGCGGAGGUCGAUGUCAUCCUAGUUACCUACUUCGUGAACCUCUUUCUGGACGGCUUCGACAGUGCUACGGGCCGAGUCCUGCUCGCCUCCUUGAAGCACUACCUGCCUUCGAUCCUGGUGGGCAGGACGCCGUGCCCGCGUGCAGCUCGCGCCUUGACAGGCUGGCGGAAGCUCGUGCCCCCGCAGAUGCGACUACCCCUUCCGCGGGCGGCGAUGGCCUCCAUCGUGGGCGUCCUCAUCUCGUGGAAGCUCUUCGGCAUGGCAGUGUUCGCCAGGCUGAUGUUCGACACCUACCUGAGGCCCAGCGAGGCCUAUCGGCUAACAGCGGGCAGCGUUAUUCGACCAAGACCCAAUGCCGCCCGCGGGUACGGACAUUGGGCCCUGAUCGUCAACGACGCCUGCCUCGAUCGUCCUGGGAAGACAGGGGAGAUGGACGAGAGCGUGAUCGUCGACAACCCGACGCUCUGGCCCCUUCUCGACGCGCUGGUGCUGGGCAAGAAGACGAGCGACGGCCUCUGGACCUUCGCCCCCGACGAGGUGCGGAGCAUGUUCCGUCGUGCUGCCGCUGCGCUCGGGUUGGAAGCCGAGAUGACGCUCUACUCCCUUCGGCAUGGGGGUGCGUCCGACGGCCUCCUGUCUCUCCGACGCACCAGGAAGGAGGUCAAGGACCGCGGCCGAUGGAGGACGGACCAGAGCCUCCUCCGCUAUGCCAAGAGGGCUCGUAUGCAGCAGCGGAUCGCCUCCCUAGGCCAGAACCUGAUCGACUUCGGGCACGCGGUCGACUCGCAGAUGAACGAUCUCAUUCUGCAGACCACCUCCUCAGGCGUCUUCCCGCUGCAAGUGCCGCUUGCCGUGACGCCGACACCGCCAGCGGUCAGGUACUCGCCCGCCCUAGUAAUUGGCGGCGACGGCGGCGCGGCUCGCGCUCUGCAGCGCCUCGGCUUUGGCGUGCUGCACUUGAAAGUGAGAC
Prorocentrum cordatum is the source of this 2010-nucleotide messenger RNA. The record is from the annotation of a GenBank genome assembly. Lineage: Eukaryota; Dinophyceae; Prorocentrales; Prorocentraceae.